AUGGCGGUGGCGACGAGCCUCGCUUCGCUUCUGGAGAAGCUCAAAGUGGAGGAUCCAUACCUUCCACCGCGAAAUUGGGAAUACAUACAUUCAGAGAGCGGUCGAUUUCCUCAUCCUCCAGCUCGUGCUUCUGCUUCUCCUUCGUCUUCUUCCUCUGUCUCUGAAUCGAGCUUGGUUAGGUUGGCGUUGAAUGCUCUACAAGGUGUUGAGUCUUCUCUUAUUAGCAUCGAGCAGAUCUCUUCUGCGUUAUGCUCUGAGCCAGCUGACAGGACCAUCCAGAAAAUUCCGAGCUUGUGGCAUCGGUUGUCAAGCACUGAUGCGUUGGGGCAGAUUCUUAGAAAUAUAGGCUCCUUUGGUUCUUUGGUCUUUCUUCUCCAUAAGUUUGUAGACCAUUUCACAAGCUUCGAUUUGGAUGUUGAAACAACUGUUGAGGGACAGGAGAGCUAUAAAGUUGGUGAAUUUGAAGAUGUUUCCUCUGGUAAAGCCCAUAACAAGAGCUGCUAUACGCUUGUUAAUCAGGCUUUUGCUAUUGCUGUGAGAAAGGUCCUUGAAGGCUAUAUAUCUGGACUGGAUACAUUAUGUGCAUCUAUAGAACUGAGGCGUUCGUCUAACAUUGUGGAUGGGUCUGACAAUGGUUCACCUUGGCUAGGCUGCCUUACAAACGUCGUUCAUCCAAAGAUAACAUUAUUGGAAGUUUUCUUGCAUACAAGAGAGUUACGAACACAGAUCGAAGCUCUUGCGAACAUAUGUGAUUUGUAUGAUAUAUCUCAAUCUUAUUGUGGCUCUCCUUGGGAAUGUCUGGUUACUGAAGCAACCGUGCGAUUUCAUGGGUUCUACAGAGGAAGCCGCCUGCUUACAUACCUAUAUUCACAACUAAAGGUUGCUGAUCCUGCUCACAGUGCUAUGCUUAAGUUUUUGUUCCUCAAAACAUGUGAGCCUUAUUGUGAGUUUAUAAGAUCUUGGAUAUUUAAAGCCGAACUUAACGAUCCUCAUACGGAGUUCAUUGUGGAAUGUGUCAGUGAAUCGACAUUGUAUUCUUGGGAUAAGCCUGGCAUCUCUUCAUUGAAGAGGGAGCGAGAAGGAGGGCUUGUUCCAUGUUUCUUGGACGGCUUCUUGGUACCUAUACUAAGGGCUGGUCAACAGCUCCAAGUAGUUACAAAACUUCUUGAAUUGUGUAAUCUUCCUGCAUCUGGACACAAACGUUAUGCAGAUCUUCUUCCCUGUUGGACUCAUUAUUCUACCACUAGUCGAGUGUGCCCAUCUCCAAUAACUUUCAGCAAAUUGCAUAUAGAAGUGAUGAUACAGAAAAGAGACGAUUACUACAGAAGAAUGCAAGAAGAACUUGGUGACUUUGCAAAUAAAUUUGAACUGUUCCCUGGGCAGGUUCCUGGAGCAACAUCUUUGCCAAUAUCCUAUGGCAACGGAGAAAUAAUUCAGAAAAGUUCUGUUUAUCUCACUCUGGAUGAUAGUUUACUAAUCCCUUCUACAGUGGGAAUGGAUUUGACCAGGGACCAGGUUGGUUCGGAUUCUGAUGACCAGAAAACAGAAGACAGAUGGUUUUCAGAGAUAGAUGCGUCAUGCUCAUCUGAAUGUUCAUCGACUAGGGAUUCUUUGGAAGAAUCUGAUGUUAAACUCCUUGAUUCACAGAUUGCAUUAGUGGGACCUUCACCAAACUACUUAUCAGCGCUACGUUUCUCUGUUCCCUCUGAUGGAAACUGUAAUCAGAAUCUUGUUCAGCAUAGUGAAUCAGGUUAUGUGGACAACAAUUUUGUCAGGAACGGUGAAAAGGCAGAUACUCGUCGCCAGUGGAUGGAUACUGAGCCAGAAGAGUCAACUGAAGUAUGUGAGGUUGAUAAAUUUAGGGGGCCUCUUUCUAUUAAGUCAUGGCCCCUUGGCGAAUUACCUGGAAAUCCAUUUUGUGUUGAUAAGAAGUACGCAGAAGAUGACAGAAAAUAUCCAAAAAUUGAUUCAGGAGCUAGGAUAAUGAAUACUGAUGAAAGCACACUAUUUAUAAACAACAUUCCUGAAGGUCGUAGUUGUACGAAGCACGAGAGAAAGCAUGAUUUUCUGGAAAACUGUUCCUCAUCAACAUUAGAUCCUUUGAAAGAGACAAAGGCUAACUACCCUUACGAGGUACUCAGUAUGAAUCCUAUGCUGAGAUGUGAUUUCUUGCGCAAGCAUGGAAACAUAAACAGAAGAGAGCAGAGGAAAUCAUUGCCUUGGUUUGAUUUUUCUGCGGUGGAUGAUCCUUCCAAAUCAUGUCUUGCCAGGAUACCUGUAGGGAUCCCUAUUGAUUUUCACGUAGAAGUUCAUAGUUCUCAGAGUGAUAGAAAGAGCAAUCGCCUUGCCAACCGAGAAUGUGGCAUAGAUAGGUUUAAUGUUGAACAUCCUAAAGUUUCUGGCAGUCCUUUAUCUCCGGGUUUAAAAGGUUGCACCGAAGAAAAAAAAUCAAAUGCAUCUGGUGGAAGUAGAUGGGAGGGUAUGCUUCUCAGAUCAAAUAACCCUGAGAGUAGUGCAUUUAGUGAUUGCAGACAGAACUCCUCUGGCACAUUUGAAUUGCCACUAGAUUUUGUUAUAGACAAGUGUCUACUGCAGGAAAUACGUCUUCAAUAUAACUUUGUCAGUAAGCUAGCUAUCAAGUUGCUCGAAGAAGGAUUUGGCCUGCAAGAACAUCUGUUAGCUCUACGCAGAUAUCAUUUUAUGGAGAUAGCAGAUUGGGCAGACGUAUUUGUAGUGUCCCUAUGGCAUCAUUUGGAUUCCCAGAAAUGGCUUGUUACAGAGGCAGAUAAGAGAAUUUCAGAAAUCCAAGGGUUUCUAGAAUCAUCAAUUCAGAGAUCAUCAUGUCAACGAGACAUUUGUAAGGACAGGUUAUUUUUGUACAAAAGACAAGACACAACGCAUCUCCCGCCAUCAAACAUUGGAGUGCGUUCGUUUGAUUUCCUAGGCUUGGGUUAUCGUGUUGACUGGCCAAUCAGUAUAAUUUUGACGUGUGAUGCGCUGAAAGCAUAUGCUGAUGUAUUUAGUUUUCUGGUUCAAGUGAAACUAGCAGCCUAUGCGUUAACUGAUGUCUGGUGUUCACUCAAGGAUGUAAGACAUGAGAUGCAAGAGGAGAUAGGUGAGCACGAAAUCCGGUGGUUAAACAUAUUGAUGAAGCUAAGGCAUCAGGUCAACCAUUUUGUAUCAACACUACAGCAAUAUGUACAUUCAGAGUUAUCCCACGUAUCAUGGUCCAAGUUCCUUCAUUCCCUGAAGCAUAAGGUGAAGGAUAUGAUGGAUCUUGAGUCUGUUCAUAUGGCUUAUCUAAGUGAAGCUCUGCGCAUAUGUUUCCUAUCUGAUGAAACGCGAGCAAUAUCCAACAUCAUAGAGAACAUCUUGCAAUGCGCACUGGACUUCCGGUCUUGUCUUCCGAGAGGCAGUCCAGGGAUUAACACGUCUCAGGUGAUGAUGGUGAAGCAAAAGUUUGACAAAGAGUUAAAGGAACUGCAUUUGUGUCACCUGAGAUCACCAAAACAUGGGAGGUUUGUGCUCUCACGCUUCUGGGACUGCCUCAAUUUCAACCUUUUUUAUUCAGAUAUUCUUCAUGACUCUAACAUCUUCGCUCUUGUUCCUUAG
Molecule: messenger RNA, 3612 nt
Organism: Microthlaspi erraticum
Lineage: Eukaryota; Viridiplantae; Streptophyta; Magnoliopsida; Brassicales; Brassicaceae
Source: the annotation of a GenBank genome assembly